Lutra lutra (Eurasian river otter) is the source of this 6678-nucleotide messenger RNA. RefSeq names its product solute carrier family 8 member A1 (gene SLC8A1). The record is from RefSeq and is a predicted model, not a curated record. Gene Ontology annotation, biological process: sodium ion transmembrane transport; calcium ion import across plasma membrane; cell communication. Lineage: Eukaryota; Metazoa; Chordata; Mammalia; Carnivora; Mustelidae. Gene Ontology annotation, molecular function: calcium:sodium antiporter activity. Gene Ontology annotation, cellular component: sarcolemma; axon; postsynapse.
AUGGGUAGGCAAGUCGGGGUGAGGGUUCUGCCUGGUGGGAGAGGCGAGGAAGGUUCAAAAGAAAAGUUGCAGCGCCCGUCUGCGCGUGUCAUCGAUGGGCUGGGCGCCCAAGAGAGCGCUAUCGCGGGGCCAGAACGCACUGCGGGGCCGAGGGCCGGGAGCAAACCGACAAAUCUUCUCGGCGGCGGAGGCUAGGAGGCUGGGAGGCUGGAAAGGCUCCCAGCCCGCUCGGGGCUCCAGAAACGCGCCGGCUCUCCCCUCGGGCGGUCGCCGAGGGCGCCGGGGCUCGGCGGCAGCGAGGGGGGGCCGAGCGCGCGUGUGAGCGAGUGCGAGGCUGCGGGCGGCGGGCGGGCGGCGGGCGGGCGAGUGUGCGCGGGAGGGAGGGGGAGCGCGCGCGCCGCCCGGGCCCCGGCCCUCCCAGCCUCCCGGCCUCCGCGCCUGCCUCCCGCCCGCGCGCACCGGCUGCCCGCAGCCGCCGCUCCCGCUCGCGCCGGCGCUGCUCGGGAGCCUGCCCGCCGCCGCCUGCUUUGUGCUUCCCCCAGAAGAUGGGAGCGACCUCUUCCCGGUCGGGAGCUAUUUAAAAGGAGGGAGCGCGCCGUAUUGCCUGCUAGCGUGGAGGAACCGGGGAAGGAUCCAUCCACACUCCCCCCAGAUCAGUAGGUUGGGACACUUGGAAGUCUACCAUUGUACAACAUGAUGCAGUUAAGACCCUCACCUACCUUUUCGAUGGGAUGUCAUCUGUUAGCCAUUGUGGCUCUCUUAUUUUCCCAUGUGGACCUUAUAAGUGCAGAGACAGAAAUGGAAGGAGAAGUCAAUGAAACUGGCGAGUGUACUGGCUCAUAUUACUGUAAGAAGGGGGUGAUUUUACCCAUUUGGGAGCCCCAAGACCCUUCCUUUGGAGACAAAAUUGCUAGAGCUACUGUGUAUUUUGUGGCCAUGGUCUACAUGUUUCUUGGAGUCUCUAUCAUUGCCGACCGGUUCAUGUCCUCUAUAGAAGUCAUCACAUCUCAAGAAAAAGAAAUAACUAUAAAGAAACCCAAUGGAGAGACCACCAAGACCACUGUGAGGAUCUGGAAUGAGACAGUUUCAAACUUGACCUUGAUGGCCCUGGGAUCUUCUGCUCCAGAGAUUCUCCUUUCCGUAAUUGAAGUGUGCGGCCAUAACUUUACUGCAGGAGACCUGGGUCCUAGCACCAUCGUGGGAAGUGCUGCAUUCAAUAUGUUCAUCAUUAUCGCCCUUUGUGUCUACGUGGUCCCAGAUGGAGAGACAAGGAAGAUAAAGCAUUUGCGUGUGUUCUUUGUGACAGCAGCCUGGAGCAUCUUUGCCUAUACUUGGCUUUACAUUAUUUUGUCCGUCAUCUCUCCUGGGGUCGUGGAGGUCUGGGAAGGUUUACUUACCUUCUUCUUCUUUCCCAUCUGUGUCGUGUUCGCUUGGGUAGCAGAUAGGAGGCUUCUUUUCUAUAAGUAUGUCUACAAGAGGUAUCGGGCCGGCAAGCAGAGGGGAAUGAUCAUCGAGCAUGAAGGAGACAGGCCAUCUUCCAAGACUGAAAUUGAAAUGGACGGGAAAGUGGUCAACUCCCACGUUGACAAUUUCUUAGAUGGCGCUCUUGUUCUAGAGGUUGAUGAGAGGGACCAAGAUGAUGAAGAGGCCAGGCGAGAAAUGGCGAGGAUUCUGAAGGAGCUCAAGCAGAAGCACCCGGAGAAAGAAAUAGAGCAAUUAAUAGAAUUAGCUAACUACCAAGUCCUAAGUCAGCAGCAAAAGAGUCGAGCUUUUUACCGCAUCCAAGCUACCCGCCUGAUGACUGGAGCCGGCAACAUUUUAAAGAGGCACGCAGCUGACCAGGCAAGGAGCGUCAGCAUGCAUGAGGUCAACACUGAAGUGGCUGAAAAUGACCCCGUGAGUCAGAUCUUCUUUGAACAAGGGACCUAUCAGUGUCUGGAGAACUGUGGUACUGUCGCCCUGACCAUUAUCCGCAGAGGUGGCGAUUUGACUAACACUGUGUUUGUUGACUUCAGAACAGAGGAUGGCACGGCCAAUGCUGGGUCUAAUUAUGAAUUUACCGAAGGAACUGUGGUCUUCAAGCCUGGUGAGACCCAGAAGGAAAUCAGAGUUGGCAUCAUCGAUGACGAUAUCUUUGAGGAGGAUGAAAAUUUCCUUGUGCAUUUGAGCAAUGUCAAAGUCUCUUGUGAUGCCUCAGAAGAUGGCAUCCUGGAAGCCAAUCAUGUUUCUACACUCGCUUGCCUCGGAUCUCCUUCCACUGCCACUGUGACCAUUUUUGAUGAUGACCACGCAGGCAUCUUUACCUUUGAGGAGCCUGUGACUCACGUGAGUGAGAGCAUUGGCAUUAUGGAGGUGAAGGUAUUGAGAACAUCUGGAGCUCGAGGAAAUGUUAUUGUUCCCUAUAAAACCAUCGAAGGGACGGCCAGAGGCGGAGGCGAGGACUUCGAGGACACUUGUGGAGAGCUUGAAUUCCAGAACGAUGAAAUUGUCAAAACAAUUUCAGUCAAGGUAAUUGAUGAUGAGGAGUAUGAGAAAAACAAGACCUUCUUCCUUGAGAUUGGAGAGCCCCGCCUGGUGGAGAUGAGUGAGAAGAAAGCCCUGUUAUUGAAUGAGCUUGGUGGCUUCACAAUAACAGGGAAGUACCUGUAUGGCCAACCUGUCUUCCGGAAAGUUCAUGCUAGAGAACAUCCGAUUCCCUCUACUGUAAUCACCAUUGCAGAGGAAUGUGAUGACAAGCAACCGCUGACCAGCAAAGAGGAAGAGGAGAGGCGCAUUGCAGAAAUGGGGCGUCCCAUUCUGGGGGAACACACCAAGCUGGAAGUGAUCAUUGAAGAAUCCUAUGAAUUCAAGAGUACCGUGGACAAACUUAUUAAGAAGACAAACUUAGCCCUUGUGGUUGGGACAAACAGCUGGAGAGAGCAGUUUAUUGAAGCCAUCACUGUCAGUGCUGGGGAAGACGACGAUGACGACGAAUGUGGGGAGGAGAAGCUGCCUUCCUGUUUCGAUUACGUGAUGCAUUUUCUGACCGUGUUCUGGAAGGUCCUCUUCGCCUUCGUGCCCCCUACAGAAUACUGGAACGGCUGGGCCUGUUUCAUUGUCUCCAUCCUCAUGAUCGGCCUCCUGACAGCGUUCAUCGGAGACCUGGCUUCCCACUUCGGAUGCACCAUUGGCCUGAAAGAUUCUGUGACUGCAGUGGUGUUCGUCGCGCUUGGCACUUCAGUACCAGACACAUUUGCAAGCAAAGUGGCAGCCACCCAGGACCAGUAUGCAGACGCGUCCAUAGGUAAUGUCACCGGCAGCAACGCAGUGAACGUCUUCCUGGGAAUCGGCGUGGCCUGGUCCAUCGCUGCCAUCUACCACGCAGCCAACGGGGAACAGUUCAAAGUGUCCCCUGGCACACUAGCUUUCUCUGUCACUCUCUUCACCAUUUUUGCUUUCAUCAACGUGGGGGUGCUGCUGUAUCGGCGGAGGCCAGAAAUCGGAGGUGAGCUGGGUGGGCCCCGGACUGCCAAGCUCCUCACAUCCUGCCUCUUCGUGCUCCUGUGGCUCUUGUACAUUUUCUUCUCCUCCCUGGAGGCCUACUGCCACAUAAAAGGCUUCUAAAGGAACAAUCAGAUAUAGUAAAUUUAUAUAUAUAUAUACGUAUAUAUAUACAUAAAAUAUUAUGUAUAAUGAACAGAGGAAACUGACAUUUGUCAUGUUCACUUACCUGCUGAUGGAAUCCAGCUUCAAGAGCAUACUCUGUACUAGGGCCGGAGUGAGAAACCAUCACCUCCCAUUCCCAGGGGCAUCAUCACAUUGAACAAAGGCAUGGAGGCAGGGGCGUCUUUGCAGCUCAGCCUAGAAGGACUGUGUUCUCUCCAGGUUCAUAAAUCGUUAAGUCUUUGAUUUUGUUUUCUGUUUCUGCUUGUUUUUGGUGGGAGCUGGGAGGUGGCUGACGUUCGAUUUUGUGUUGUUUCGUUGGGAGGGUCAAGGUUUUCGUUUCUCUUGUGGGAGGUGAUGAUCAAUCUAUAUGCAAAUGGCUUUUUGGUAAAGAAAAUUUAAAUCCUUAUAAUUACUCUCUCCAAACACUUUAAAAAAGUUAUUUUGGAUUAGGAAAGGAUAUGGUCAUGGAAGCUGCAGCAUGUCUUCACUAGAUUGCUAAAUUCCAUGCUCAUCUCUGAAACAUGAGCAGAGGUAGAGCUGCCUCCGAGGAGAAGCGUGGGAGCUCGAAUGCAGCCAGGAGAAGUGAUGGUUCUAGAUACAGUCUGAUGUUUAAAGACAUGAUGCCUGGCACUCUUGUUCAACAGGUACAGGAAUGAUGUGCCUCGAUUCCCAAGAACGUGCAAAAUCAUUUAUUUCUUAUCUCUUUAGCUCUGGACUGUGAUUAGCAAGACCCUUAUUCUGGUUUUCCAGCCUGGCUAAGCCCCCGGGUCCCCACCCCAACCCUCCUCCUGCCCACCACCUCUCAUGCAAACAGGAAUAACCCCACUCAAAAAGCACAUCAUUCUUUUCCAUCUGCAUCACUGUGUCCCAGUCCCAUGUUCACUGUCACCUGGGAUCAUGCGUCGGUUUUAUUUUCAAAAGCAUCCGUGGCUUGCACAAUCCUGUUCCAGCCAUGACUGAACAUUGGCUCCUUCUUCAUGUGCCUGUUUGGGAAUGUUGUUGUGAUACCUGUUACACAGUGCAUGGAUGAAAAACAAAAUAAGCGUAUCUGUAUAUAGUAGAGUAUAGUGUAUACUGUUCUCCCAUUCAGCAAUGUUGACUGGACAUUGAAGACAUAAGUGAGUUUCCUUUUCACCUGAGUUGUAACUUUUGUGUUGUUAUUGAGUUUGAUUAUACUAGGGAUAAAAGGAGAAAAUGGCUUAUUGUUCAUGGACCUGCACGUUCAUUUCUAAGAAGCAAUAACAGUUCGCUAGAAAGUUAAAGCUAUUGAGAGGACAGCAGGCAAACUACCAAGUAUCUUCAUGGGAAAUUAGCCAUGUGGAAUACACCAGAGGGCUCUAAGCAGUCACCUGUUGACGAUUCCGGAAGGCCAAGGAGAGAGGUGUAGAUCAGUGGCUGGAUUUGAUGUGCCCAGGCUUUGAGAGCCUCCAUUUUCAUGACACCCCUGCCCCCAAAGUAUUUAUUUCACUUCUGCUCUGUCUGGCACAGAGGGUAGAUAGUGGUUUGUUCGUUUUAUUUUUUUAUGUAAAAGGCUAUUUUGAGCCCCAUUUCUUUCACCACCCAGACUCCUCUGUGUCUGCAAUUCCUGAGCAGGAAAGGAGCCAGGGAGACCAACUGGCCUUUGCAAGUGCAUCUUCUGUACUUAAUGAUGAAGGAGUAAGCAAUUAAAUGAGAUUAGUGCCUCCCAAGAGGAUUGCGCUGGGAGGUUUUUCAGCCUGGAAAAGGAAUGGCUCUUUCUAUUUCAAAAUACCAAAGAGCAUGGAUAAACCCAACAUUCCAAAGUAGUGAAGCCAGUGAGGAGGACAGAUGGAAUGACAUUGGUCCCAUCUCAGAGAUGUCUCUCUCUAAAAAGAAUCCCAGGUCAGAGACACCACUGGACCUCUGUAUUGAUUCAAAGAUACUUAAGAGAUAAAAAGCUGUUCAGUUAUUUCCUCCUCUUCUUCUACUCAGUAAUCAUGAUCAUUCAUUUAAUAAACAUUUGGUGACUGGAUGAAUAAUUAAAUGCUGGUUACUACUCAAAAUGCCAGGUACUGUGCUACUCUUGGGGCCUAAACCAUGAACAAGACAGCCCAGAUCCCUGCCCUCAGCAGGCUCACGGCUUAUGUGAUUGCUGUUUCCAUGGGUAAAAGUUAGCACAGUCAUAUGGAAACAGCUUUAUCUUGCAAGGGAAAACACAACUACAAAACUCUUAACAUAAACACAUUGAAAUUGUACCAAUACAGUUGUCCAGAUAUCUAAGAUUUUUAACUAAGAAGUAAAGCACAGGUUAGGGGAAGCAUCCUAUGUAUCCUUGGCUGAUCUUGGAGAUCUGUACACCUCCUCAUUGUAAGCCAAGAAAAGCAAUCAUGUGGGUGAUCCUGAUGACUGAAAAGGUCCAAUUAACCCCAGUUUUUAUCUUUGUUGAUCAACAGUACCUUUCUAUGCCCCGUAUCUCUACAGUUCCUCAUAUCUCCAGAAGACUCACCCCAGCAGGCCAUGGUCCAACACCGUGGGUCUAAGUUUUGGGGGGUACAUCCUAACCCUUUUUUUUUUUAAGAUUUACUAAAUGGAAAUCUAGCCUAGAAAACACCAAGUAAAUAUAGUCAAAGGAUGUGAGUUGUUUAAACAUUAGAUUUUUGCACUCAAUUUUAGCCAUAUUUGGAAUGUCAAUAAUCCCAUAGCAAAUUUUCACAGAGGACUUUCAGAAAUUCUUGCCAUUGAUUUUUAAUUUCAAAGCUUUUUGGUUUGCUUUUUCAAGUUUCAUGUUAUAGGGAAAAUAUGAUUCUGAUUGUUCAGAGUUGUUAAUAAUUGUAGUUGUGUAAAGUUAUUUCAUUUUGUUUAUUUUGUGUGUAUUGUGCACAGCUUUAGGGGGGAAGUGCACGAAUUGUGCUGUUCCUUAUAAAUGGUACACAUUAUUGACACAGACAAAUAAAGUUUCUAAUUGUUUGAUUUAAUCACUAGUGAUACAGCAUAAUCUGUAUGGAAUGUUUCCUCUCAUUGUCAUCUACUUCAUUUUUGUUUUCAUGUUUUGAAGAAAUAAAGACCAAAAAGGUA